Messenger RNA from Pseudonaja textilis, 1747 nucleotides. RefSeq names its product leucine rich repeat, Ig-like and transmembrane domains 3 (gene LRIT3). The record is from RefSeq and is a predicted model, not a curated record. Gene Ontology annotation, molecular function: protein binding. Lineage: Eukaryota; Metazoa; Chordata; Lepidosauria; Squamata; Elapidae.
AUGUAUCUGUUCGCUGCUAUUUGUGUCACGAUCAGCAUUUUGGAAGAAGUGGAUAGUUUCUGCCCUUCUCAAUGCAGCUGCACUUACCAUGGCAUGAGUGAUGGAACCAGAACAAGAACUGUGCUUUGUAAUGAUCCGGAUAUGUUUGAAAUCCCUAUGAAUAUUCCCGUGGACUCUGUAAAACUCCGGGUAGAAAAGACAGUCAUAAGAAAAAUUCCAGCUGAUGCUUUUUAUUACCUGGUGGACCUCAAAUAUCUAUGGCUUACUUACAAUUCUAUCACCAACAUUGAUAGCAGAAGCUUUUAUAACUUAAAGCAGCUACAUGAAUUGCGUCUGGAUGGCAAUUUGUUGUUGCGUUUCCCUUGGCAGUCAUUGGCUGAAAUGUCCAAUCUACGAACUCUGGAUUUACACAAUAACAAAAUGACCAGUAUUCCAGUUGAGGCCGGCAGAUACCUGAGAAAUCUCACUUACUUAGAUAUAUCUAGUAACAAACUAACCACCUUGCCCUCAGACCUCAUGGAUAUCUGGCUUCCUUUUUCUGAAACAAAAGUACUCAGGAUUACAGAUCCCCUGGUGCACAGGGUCAUAUUAGUUAUUCAAGAAAGUCCAGGGGAAGGUGAAAGAUGGUCCAUUAUUAGUCUGACAGGUAUUUCCUACAAAGAUGCAGGAGACUACAGAUGCAAGGCCAAAAAUUUCGCUGGAAUGGCAGAAGCUUUUGUUACUCUCACUGUUAUUGGUGUUGUUACCACAACAGAACCUUCCCCAAAGUAUGGCAAGAAGACAGGAACAGAGCAAGCAAAUAUUACCCAAGAAGAUGUCAAAUCAGAAUUUUUUAAUGCAACGCUUUCUUCUACAAUAGCGUCCACAACCACCUCUCUGCCUACAACUAUGGCUACCACUGAAAAAUUCACAACUGAAAGAGGAACUGACACAAAACAACCUGAGCCCAUGCCCAAUGACAAAAAGAACAGGAACACAGUUGUUAAUGGAAGGAAAAAGCAAUUGGAUACAUCAAUCAGUGUAGAGUCAGGAGAUGAACAAAAUGUUACUCUGAAAAACCUAAGAGUAAUUCCUGAAACCAGUGAAAGAGUGACCUUAAUGUGGAAAAAUAUUGAUGUCUCUAAUAGCUCUGCUUUGACUGUACUCUAUUCCAAGUAUGGAGAAAAAGAUAUGGUGUCACUAAAUCCAGAUCCCACAAAAAAAAAAGUGACAAUAGAUGGUUUGGAGCCUAGCACAAAGUAUAUGGCCUGUGUCUGCCCCAUAGAGAUGCUUCCCACCAAAGACCAGUGCAUCAUUUUCUCCACGGAUGGAAUUAGUGUGGAAGAUAAAUCUUCUAUUUCCAUUUUGCUAGUAGCUAGCGGGAUAGCCUGUUCAGUAGCGAUACCCCUCAUUUUUUUCUUACUGUAUAAAGUUGUGAUGCUUCACAGGAAACCAAAGUUGAUUAAGGAAGAUGAACUUGCAAAAGAGACUUAUAUCAAAUUUGAAACUCUUUCUUUUAGACCACAUUCCAUGGGAGCAAAUGUGGAGAUCUGGACUCACCGACACACUGAUGAGUCUGAAAGACAAUUACUUUGUUCCAGGUCAAGUAUGGAUUCGCAGAUGACCUUCAAAAGUGAAGGUUCUAGGUCAGAGUACUUCUACUAACUGUGGGUUCUGUAGAUUAGUAAUCUACAGAACCUAGAGUCAGCAGAAGUACUGUGACCUAGAACCUUCACUUUAGAUAGAAGCAAAAGAGCUGAGACCCAAU